AUGGCUGCCCUCCUCUCCUGCCACUACUCUGCUGCUUCUCCAGCUUCCUCCUCCUCCAAAUUCUUCAGCGGCCACCGCACUCCCUUCUCAAUUCCCCACAACCACCUUGCAACCCGCCGUUCUUCCCCACGCUCUGUCCAAUGCCAGAUCCACAACCAACAGAAAGGGAAGUCAUUCUCCAUCAAGGAGUGCGCGAUUUCGAUAGCAUUGGCGGUGGGAUUAGUAACAGGAGUUCCUGCAUUGGAUUGGACUAGCAAUGCCUUUGCAGCGGCUAAUCCAGCGGUGCCUGAUGUGUCUGUACUGAUCUCUGGACCGCCGAUAAAGGACCCGGGGGCAUUGCUGAGAUACGCUCUGCCUAUUGAUAAUAAAGCUAUCAGGGAAGUACAGAAACCGCUUGAAGAUAUCACUGAGAGUCUCAAGGUAGCUGGGGUCAGAGCACUCGAUUCUGUUGAGAGGAAUUUGAGGCAGGCAUCUCGAGCUCUGACGCAGGGGAAGUCUUUAAUUGUAUCUGGAUUAGCUGAAUCGAAGAAGGAACACGGAGUUGAAUUGCUUACCAAGCUGGAAGCUGGAAUGAAUGAGCUUCAACAGAUUGUGGAGGAUAGAGAUAGAGAUGCAGUAGCAGCAAAACAGAAGGAGCUGCUUCAAUAUGUCGGGGGUGUUGAAGAGGAUAUGGUGGACGGAUUCCCUUACGAAGUGCCUGAAGAAUACCAGAGCAUGCCUCUGUUGAAGGGGAGAGCGACGGUGGAUAUGAAGGUCAAGGUUAAGGACAAUCCCAGCCUUACUGAUUGUGUCUUCCGUAUUGUUCUUGAUGGUUACAACGCCCCUGUGACUGCCGGGAACUUUGUAGACUUGGUGGAACGACACUUCUACGAUGGCAUGGAAAUCCAAAGAGCGGAUGGUUUUGUCGUACAAACUGGUGAUCCUGAAGGACCUGCAGAGGGUUUCAUAGAUCCAAGUACAGAGAAAACCAGGACAAUACCAUUAGAAAUCAUGGUCGAGGGAGAGAAAGUACCUUUUUAUGGAGCAACUUUGGAAGAGCUCGGGCUAUACAAGACACAAACAAAGCUUCCGUUUAAUGCGUUCGGAACAAUGGCUAUGGCGAGAGAUGAAUUUGAGGACAAUUCUGCUUCCAGCCAAGUGUUCUGGCUGCUCAAGGAAAGUGAGCUAACUCCAAGCAAUUCCAAUAUAUUGGAUGGGAGGUAUGCAGUGUUUGGAUAUGUAACAGAGAACGAAGAUUUCUUGGCAGAUUUGAAAGUUGGUGAUGUUAUUGAAUCAAUCCAAGUAGUUUCUGGCCUGGAAAAUCUUGCCAAUCCAAGCUAUAAGAUUGCUGGAUAG
Malus domestica (apple) is the source of this 1335-nucleotide messenger RNA. Its product is annotated as peptidyl-prolyl cis-trans isomerase CYP38, chloroplastic-like. Lineage: Eukaryota; Viridiplantae; Streptophyta; Magnoliopsida; Rosales; Rosaceae. The record is from RefSeq and is marked provisional. Gene Ontology annotation, biological process: protein peptidyl-prolyl isomerization. Gene Ontology annotation, molecular function: peptidyl-prolyl cis-trans isomerase activity.